CAUCCACGCAUCUGUCUGUCUGUCUUCUCUCUGUAUAUAUAUAUAUAUGUAUAUAUAAUAUAAUUUUGGGAAUACAUCAAAAUAAUGCAGCUCUAGACCCUUUCAGAGAACCCCUUCAACGUUGCUAUACCUCUUAUCACAUGGCCUCAGCUGACCAAUGAAAAUCCAAUAUUUCCACUUCCUGAGUCCUAAUCAUUUAUUCAUUAGAAGUAGGUCACAUUCUGCAAAGUGUCCAUCUACCAAAUUCCACCCGCAAGAAUAUCAGAUGGCAUUGGCAUUAAAGAAUUUUGUCCUUGAGAUGUAUCCUCAAUAUUUACCACCUUUUAAAGACUGUAGGAAGAUGUUAUACUUUCUGUGAAUUGAGAUUAGUAACAACAUUUCUGUACUCCACUCUAUGGAAUGUGAACAAGAUGGCUUUGGAUCCUACUUAACCACGAACAAAUUUAUAAAAGACUUUCCAGCCACUUCAGAAAUUAAUAAAAAUAAGAGUUGAUGAAAAAAUUUUCCAUAGAAAUAUUUAAAAAUAAAAUUAAAAAGAUAAAAUAUAUAUAUUAUGGUGAUAAAAACAAAGUUAUGGAGAAUGAAUUCUGUGAGAACACGAUUAAGUGUAAAACAGAGCCUAAAGUGGUUGAUUUUUCUGAUGACAUACUGAAAGAGAUAGGAAAGACAUCUUAUCAUUGCAAUACCUGUAAAAGGUCAUUCUCUCAUAAAGGUCACUUCACUAUUCAUAAACGCAUUCAUACAGGAGAAAAACCAUUCAACUGUGAUACUUGUGGUAAAUCAUUUGCUGUAAGUAGUACCUUAACUAGACACAAACGUAUUCAUACAGGAGAGAAACCGUAUCACUGUGAUAUCUGUGGUAAAUCGUUCACUGUAUCUUGUCACUUAAGUAAUCAUAAAUAUGUUCAUACAAGAGAGAAACCAUUUCACUGUGAUAUCUGUGGUAAAUCAUUCUCUUUAAGGAGUCACUUAACGAGUCACAAAUAUAGUCAUACAGGAGAGAGAUCAUAUCACUGUGAUAUCUGUGGUAAAUCAUUCUCACUAAAAGGUCAUUUAACUUCUCAUAAACGUAUUCAUACAGGAGAGAAGCCAUUCCACUGUGAUGUCUGCAGUAAAGCAUUCUCCGAAAGAAGUACAUUAACUAACCACAGACGCAUUCAUACAGGUGAAAAGCCUUACUGCUGUGUUAUCUGUGGUAAAUCAUUCUCUCAUGGACGUACGUUAACCAACCAUGAACAUAUUCAUACAGGAGGCAAACCAUAUCAUUGUGAUAUCUGUGGUAAUUCAUUCUCUCAAACUGGUAAUUUAACUAGACACAAACGCAUUCAUACAGGAGAGAAACCCUAUCGCUGUGAUAUCUGUGGUAAAUCCUUCUCUAAAUCUUCUAGCAUAACUACUCACAGACGUACUCAUACAGGGGAAAAACCAUAUCACUGCGAUAUCUGUGGGAAAACAUUCUCUGAAACUGGUCAUUUAAAAAGACACAAACGCAUUCAUACAGGAGAGAAGCCAUAUCACUGUGAUGUCUGUGGGAAAACAUUCUCUCAAACCAGUCAUUUGACUAUACACAAGCGUUUUCAUACUGGAGACAAACCCUAUCACUGCGAUAUCUGUGGUAAAUCAUUCUCUCAGAAGAGUCACUUAACUACUCACAAACGUUUCCAUACAGGAGAUAAACCUUAUUGCUGUGAUAUCUGUGGUACAUCAUUCUCUCAGACAAGUCACUUGACUAUUCACAAACGUAUUCAUACAGGCGAGAAGCCAUAUCACUGUGAUAUCUGUGGCAAAUCAUUCUCACAAAAUAGUGACAUAUCUAAACAUAAAUACAUUCAUACAGGAGAGAAGCCCUAUUGCUGUGAUACUUGUGGUAAACCAUUCUCCACCAGUAGUGAUUUAACCAAACAUAAACGUGUUCAUUCAGGAGAGAAACCGUAUCACUGUGACAUCUGCGGCAAAUCGUUCUCUGUAGGCAGCACAUUGGUCACUCAUAAACGCAUUCAUACAGGAGAGAAGCAACAUCACUGCGAUAUCUGUGGCAAAUCAUUUUCAGGAAGUAGCGAAUUAACUACACAUAUACGCAUUCAUACAGGAGAGAAGCCAUAUUGCUGUGAUAUCUGUGGCAAAUCCUUCUCCAGAAGUGGUGACUUAACUACACACAUACGUAUUCAUACAGGAGAGAAGCCAUAUCACUGUCGUACCUGUGAUAAGUCAUUCUCACAGACAGGUUGCUUAACUCGACACAAGUGUGUUCAUACAGAUGAAACAACAUAUAACUGAUCAUCCGCAUCAUUUAAUGUCCAUUUUCUAUGCUGGCAUUGGUUGGACAGUUUGAUAGCAGCUGUAAGGCCAGGGGGCUACAGCAGAUUCUGUUGUCUGCUCUAGCAUGAUUUCUGCUGCUAACUGCCCUUCCUAAUGCCAACCACUUUACAGAGUGUCCUGGGUGCUUUUUAUCGGGCAUCAGCACAAAUGCUUUUUUCAUUUACAUAGCACCAUCAACAGGGAUUCUUUUUAUGUGGCACCAGCACUGACAGAGUCACCGAGUAACUUGCAAAACAAGCUGAUAUCUGUGAUAAAUCAUUCUUCCUUCAAAAAUCACAUAAUUACAUAUGUGUGUGUCAGUGUGGCCUCAAAUUUGAACAAAUUUAUAGUUUCUAAAUCAUCAUCAUUAAUAUUUUAAAUGUCCAUCAUGUUUGUUGUUAUGAGUUGGGCAUGUCUCUUAUACAAGCCAUCGCUGUAUUUUCUCAGUUGGUUGUCAUUUCAGCAUUGAGGCACAGAAUCUUAAAUUCUGACUUUGUCGUCCUUUGUGAAUAACUAGAAAUCUGAAGCUGGUUUACUCCUGAAUUAUUUUCUCUAAUUUCUUUUCCUGUUACAUGCAACUAAAAUUUUAUUGUAUCUUGGGACGGUCAUUAUGCCAGUUAUAAACACACUGGUCCAAUUUCACUUCUUUUAUUAUUAUUAGUCAAUUCAUUAACAUUUAACCAAUUAGCUAAUCAAUUGUUUGAUUAAUCAUUUAGUCAACCAAUCAAUAGACUAAAUUUGUUAAAGCAAUUAUUCAAAA
Molecule: messenger RNA, 3058 nt
Organism: Octopus sinensis (East Asian common octopus)
Lineage: Eukaryota; Metazoa; Mollusca; Cephalopoda; Octopoda; Octopodidae
Product: zinc finger protein 883-like
Exons: 4
Coding region: 493-2277 (594 amino acids)
Biological process (GO): regulation of transcription by RNA polymerase II
Molecular function (GO): RNA polymerase II cis-regulatory region sequence-specific DNA binding; DNA-binding transcription factor activity, RNA polymerase II-specific
Source: RefSeq, a predicted model, not a curated record